Messenger RNA from Pimephales promelas (fathead minnow), 6165 nucleotides. The record is from RefSeq and is a predicted model, not a curated record. NCBI's taxonomy places the organism in Eukaryota, Metazoa, Chordata, Actinopteri, Cypriniformes, Leuciscidae.
GCAGGUGUGUGCGGAGGAGUCUAUGUAUCGAUAUGGAGUAUAGUGCCGAUUGCAAACUGUAUGACAGGGAGUGCAGACAAGCCACAUUGAUCACUGGCGUGCAGUGACUGUUGCUGCAGACAUCGGCAGGAUUCCGUCCUCUCUAUGCUUUUACCUCUUACUUCAUCAAGCAGGACUCUUCAUUUAUUGGUUUUUGGACACCUUUUUUGAGUUGCCUUACCCCCCACUCCCCCCUUUCCCUUUUCUCUCCCUCUCUGUGCUUCUCCCUUGCUCCCCCUUUAUUCUUUCCCUGUUGACCUCUUGAUCAGCCUGCGAGCUAAGAUGAGUUGGCUAAGUCGUUUAAAUCCAAGGGGUCCAGGCACUCGGACCGGUCGACAUGCAGCCCCGUCCAGCCCGUGCACUGCCGACCCCGAGACCUGCCUUAUGGUGUUUGAGAACCACUGGAGACAGGUGUCGGGUGUGUUGAAACGGAGAGAGUCUUCAGUGGGUGGUUGUGCCGAUGAUCUCACAGCAGUUCGCAAUCACACAGAUCAGAUGCUGUGCCUGCUAGCUGAAGAGAGACCAGCUGGGGGAGACAUUGAAUCACCAGCACUGGGUCCUAUUCUGGAGAUGGUGGUGGCAGAGAACAUACUGGAAGAGUUGGUACAGUGGCAUGUGUGCCAUGGUCUGGAACCGGACAGCCAGCUAGAGCUGUUGAAACUGUUUGAGAUGCUGAUCGGACAGUCACAUCAGUCACUCCUCCGGCACAGUGCAGUGCUCCAGCCGCUGCUAAGCCUGCUGGGAGCAUGUGUGGAUCCCCAGCUGGGCUGCCCUUCUGCCCUAGAGUCCAGCCUCGUACUGCUGCUAAAUCAGGUAUGUGUGUCCAUGGUCAAAGAAACUGCCAUUUUGGAGUUGUUAUUCAAGUGUGGGCCGGUACAGCAGGGUCCCACCAACCUGCUGAUCUUCUCACUGUUGGUGCCAUUUAUCCAUCGAGACGGCUCUCUGGGGCAGCAGGCCCGUGAUGCGCUACUCCUCGUCAUGGCAACCUCUGCCAGCAACCACUCUGUUGCACGCUACAUCGUUGAGAACUCCUACUUCUGUCCAGUGCUAGCGACGGGGCUGAGUGCACUAUAUUCAUCCCUGCCGCGUAAAAUCGAGGUACGGGGUGACGACUGGCACGCCUUGCGGAGGGAGGACUGGAUGGGCGUCUCCUCUCUAGUGCUGUUCAUGAACAGUCUUGAAUUCUGCAAUGCUGUAGUGCAGGUGGCACACCCGCUUGUGCGCUGCCAACUCCUUGACUACCUCCACAACGGCUUCCUGGUGCCAGUCAUGGGCCCCGCUCUGCACAAGUCGUCGGUGGAUGAGAUGAUAGCAAGCACGGCAUAUCUGGACCUGUUUUUACGCAGCAUCACAGAAACUUCCCUCCUUAAGACUUAUUUGCGCUUCAUUCUGUUGCAUCACCAUGACAACGACACCAUCCUUGAUACACUACUCACACGCAUCAGCAGCAAUUCACGGCUGUGCAUGGUCUCUCUGAGUCUGUUUAAGACAUUGCUCAGUCUCAACUGUGAAGACCUCAUGCUCCAGCUUGUCCUCAGGUAUCUGUUGCCAUGCACACAUGUAAUGCUGAGUCAGCGGAGGGCAGUCAGAGAAACAGACCUCUAUGGCAAAUCAGCUGACAAGUUCCUUUCCCUCAUACCAGAAUGCUGCCGAAUCACUUCAGCACCCUCUAGUGAGCGGGAUGAUGAACCUGCCUUUUGGGGAAAGGUGUUGGGUAGUCCUACUUCAGAGUCACCAGUUCACCACAGACCCAGCACUCCGUCCCGCCUUGCUCUCUUUAUUCGACAGCAAAGCUCAGGAGGCCAAGCCAACUCUUCUGGCUCGGAGAAUGCUCCCCCUUCUCCGCGUGGUAGUGUUUCUUCCCCUAUUUCUUCUGACAGCCCCAUGCACCAACUCCCAGACACUUCAGAAGGAGAGACUGGCUACCUGGAGUAUCUGCGUGAUGCUCGGAAGGGUAUUGAGCUCUGCUCUUGGGGCUGUCGAGACUGGUCGGCACCAUAUGAUGGAGAAAAUCCUUCUCCAAACUCUGUUCCUCCUCCACCUCCCCCUCCUACGUCCAAUCCCUCUCUCAAUAUGGUACCAGAGCAUUUCUCUGUAAUGGACCCCGCUCAGCAGAGGGCAGCAGUGGUGGCUGCAGCUCGUUCCGAGUGGAGCAGUUCAGAUCGAGAUAGUGGAGAGUGGGAUGUUACCAUCAGCAAGAACUGUAUCAGUCUGACACCCCGCAGUAAGAAACGCAGCCUUCUUCCUAGCACUGUACCACUACAAUCUUCUGCAUCAGCCUCUACAGAAAUAACGCGUGCCGUGGAAACCGUGUCCCAACACCCUCUUUCAGCUCCUCAUCCAGCACUCUACAAUGGGAUGGGGCAGGUGGAUUUCACAGACAGUGUGGAUGAGCGAAUGGAGGUUAAGAAAGUGAAGAGGGAGUCAGAUGUAAAUAGCGGUGCGGUUGAGUCGGCGAUGAACGGGUCGAUGGGUAUGGGCCCAGUCGACUUCAAAGAUUUCCACGUAGGAUCGGCGCUGAAAUCAUCUCAGGUGCAGUUGAAGCCACAUCUGCAACAUCAAACCUCCGUGCCCUCCUCUGCACAAGAGUGUCUGCAAAGUGAGAGCCAAAGAUUGUCUCCUGUUGUUGGCUUGACCGAGACCUCCACAGUGCCCCAUGAGAGCAGGGCUCCAGAGUCCGUUGAGCGUCUGAUUGAGGAGUUGCUGGAGCGGGCGCCGUCAGAGCCGUUGCCUGGUGACUCAAAAGGCCAGGGAAUCAGCAUUGAGGCUUUCCACCAGGAGCUGAGGGAGCUGGAGGAACGUGUAAGAGAGAGGAGGGUUCUUUCACACAGCUCGGAGGAGUCCUCUCGGGAAUCCCGCACUGCUCCUGCUCCCAGCCUGACAGAUGAAGACUGCCUUCCAGUGGAGACCGAGCAGCGCUCCAGUGAAACAAAGCCCGACAGCUCUACCACUGGGGUAUUUAGCCCCGCACGACCCCUCGGACAACCUCUUGCUCAACCGUACACAGGUCCAUUUAUAACAGUCCUGUUCAGUAAACUGGAGAAUAUGAUGCAGAACUCCCUAUAUGUGAACAUUUUGCUGACGGGCGUUGUGUUCCAGCUGGCCUGUUACCCUCAGCCACUCCUACGCUCUUUCCUCCUCAACACCAACAUGGUUUUUCAGCCCAGCGUUAAAUCACUCAUACAGGUGCUGGGAUCAGUAAAAAAUCGCAUUGAGGGAUUUGCAGCAACACACGAGGAUUUCCCUGCCCUGUUAAGAAAGGCUCGCCGCUUUCUGGUUGCGAGAGGAAAGUUAGACUGGUCCGACUCACCCAUGGGAGUGCCCAACCUUCGUCGAUCAGACUCUUUAAUUAAAAGUCGAAAGCCAUCUCUGGGCGAUCUUAUCUUGAGGCACACCAACAGUCCUACGAGAGCUCGAAAUGCAGCUCAGUUAGCCUUGGCCCACGUGAGGGAUGGAGGCCAGUCCUUACACAGUGCUUUGUUUCGCGGUGGUGCGGCCGGUGGGGCUUCUGGCUUGGAGAAGCAGGCAGAGGCACUAAGGGUGAAAAACGCAGUCUACUGUGCUGUCAUUUUCUCAGAGUUUCUCAAAGAGCUCGCAGCUCUUGCACAGGAGCAUGCCGUAGCCCUACCCUUCCCACCCAGUCAAGGCACUGAGGAAUAACACCAGGCCAAAUUUUUUUUUAUUUUUUUUUUCAUGGGACAUGAUGCGUUCAAAGAGACAGGAAAAUCAAUUGCUCAUAAAGGUGAAGAGAGGUCAUCUCUUGUUAAUAAUCUCAUGUUCAUAAUGUAAUUUUUUUAAUUGUACAGGACCAUUUAUCCAUUAUGCGUUAGGAAAUUGUGCAUAUAAAUCUUGUAUAUAGACUAUAUAAAAUAUCUAUGUGUAUAAUAAUUUUUGUACACUCAGAGAGACUUGCAUCUUUUAAGCUGGAGGAAUUUGGUCGUAAACUUGCACUCCCGACGUUUCUAUGUCACUUCGGAGACUAGCUAAAGUAGACUCACUACACACGGUUCUUUUAAACUUUUAUGGGUGCAGAAGUGUCAUUUACAUUUUAGCAACGUCAGGUGGUUAUUUUGUCUCUUAUAGAGUAUAGGUCGGUAAGAUCACACCAAUAUAUAUUGAAAAUAAUCAUUUGUCUUUUUUUAAAGGAUGUCAGAUUCUGUUUACCAAUCACAUGCUGGGCAAUACGUCCUCAGUAUUGCAGCAGGAAUUGCCUCUUUAUAGAGACAUCUCUGAAAAAUCAAUAAUUGACAAAAUUCCCAAAAUGUUCUUCCGAUCUCUAGCACACAUCUUUUUUGUCCAGGAGCUAGAGUGACGUUAGAGAUUGUAAAAAGGGUAGAGGGUUCGUUUCCUUAGCCUCUGUCCCAGUAAAAUUAAACAUUGAUGGACAGUUUUCAUUUUAAAAUUGAAUUUUUUUAUUUCUCGGUUGCAGCAGCUUAUUUUCUAGGACAGAUUUUCGGGUGAGUUUCUGGGAAAUGCGUAUGGUACAUUCACCCAGCAUGACAUUACAUUUUGUCUUCAGUUUCUGGAAAGGCACUGAUUUUUCUGCCCACAAAGAUCUCCUCCUGGAUGUUAGCGUCCAUUUUGGCGUCUGACUAGGUGCUAAUGUCUUAAAUCUUUGACUGGUAUGAGCAAAGAGAAGCUUGCUUAAUUACCUGUCCCUUUAAGGAGUGAGCCAAGUUAAGUGAAUCAUAAGCCAUCUUACUGUUUUUGUUUUUUUCAUUCUUUCUGUUCAUUACUUGAUUUUGCUAGUGUUAUGAGUAUGAGCGAAAUCAGCCGUAAAUUGUGCAUAAUGGAAAAACCGCCACAAGAUGGGUUGUUGUUUUGUUUUUUGUUUUUUAUUGAAAAAUUUUAAUUUGUUUAUUGCCAAAAUACUUUAGACACUUUAAUUUUCAGAAUGGAAGUUAAGGACAUGCAUGUGCAUUUGUUUUUAACAGUAACUGUGUGGGGGGUGUUUUUUUACAGUAUGGUUUUUGCCCCUUGUUCCAAAUGUGUCUUAGAAAAAGUGUUGCUGAUCUUAAAUCAUCCAUUUAAGAGCUCUUUUAUCAUGCACAAGCCAUAUGCGCAUUACCUCAUUUUGCUACUUAAUUUUUGGUAUCUUGCUGCUUCACUUGUCUUAGUUUUGAUGAUUCGUUUCAAUCAAAUAUCAUAUUUUUCUGAUACAUUUUUGUGGUUAGCUCUAACUGCUGAAUUGUCAAUGCAUCUAUCCCCCAUUUAUCCCUCCACCCAUCCACAGAAGGUUUGUGUGGGACAUUAGUGUGAUGAUUCUCUGCUUUUGUUGAUAUCUGAAAUGUUAAGCAUGUAUAUUCCAUAAUUAAGGAUAAUGUUAGGCAGAGUUAGUGUCAAGAAAAAUAGUUUUUGCUCGCAUCCCUGAAAUGCUCGGUCUGUGUGGGUGAGAAAGAUAAAAAAGGAAAAUAAAAAGCAAGAGGUCGCCGAAUAAAGCGGUACAUAUAUGUUAGUGUUCAGUUAUCUCUAUGGAGACAGUGGAAAUUACACACAGUUUCUAAGUUAGAAAUCAAAUAGGCCUAUUCAAUUGUGUCGUAAGAUACCAAUGCACAAGAAACACCCAUUGUUUUGAGGAUGUAAUUAUAUGCCUGAUAGCAUGUUUUUCUUUUUCUACUUACAUGUAUUCAAGUGUUUAUGAUUUUGAAAUUUUAAAAAAUCAGGCACUCAUUGAUUGUUUAUGGAAAGUGUUUGUUUGAUCAAUAUACAUUGCACAAUUUUUAAGUUGAUUUUUUUUUUUAUGUAAUUGGUUUCCUCUUUUUUUCAUUCUGUCCAUUUGUUUGAAUGAAACGUUGAUGUUCACAAGGACUUCUGUGGCUUGUUAUCUAUGCAAAAGUGGUUUCUUUGUUUCUGAGUAAGUGAAGACGGUUAACGUUUUUAGGACAAACAAACUAAAUUUGCAAUCUGGAACCCCACUUCAAUAAUUUACUUAUCCCUUAUCUAGUCAAUAAUCUACUGGACUGUAUGGACACUCAUGCAAAAUAAUGAAUGUUGUCAAAAUAUUUUUCUAUAUUUAAAAUGGAGGAGGGAAGUGGAACUGAAUGGAGAUUUAAAUCAACCUUCAACGACAAACAAACACUAAAAGGGAAUGUUUUUAUUAAUUUAUAAAUGUUUUACCUGGCAAUA